Messenger RNA from Humulus lupulus (European hop), 741 nucleotides. RefSeq names its product glutathione S-transferase T3-like. NCBI's taxonomy places the organism in Eukaryota, Viridiplantae, Streptophyta, Magnoliopsida, Rosales, Cannabaceae. The record is from RefSeq and is a predicted model, not a curated record. The transcript is spliced from 2 exons. The coding region runs from base 1 to 741 and encodes 246 amino acids.
AUGUCCUCCAGUCGCACUGCUUCAUACUCACUUGAGGAAGAUAUGCACUUAUGCCAUGUAUAUAUUUACAUUUCUCAAGAUCCAAUCAUAAGAAGAAACCAAUCAGGUAAUAGUUUUUGGGCAAGAGUUGAAUCAGAGUACCACAAUAAUGGGAAAUUUAGUAAUCAACAUCGACCAAGAAGAUCUUUGCAAACUCGAAUGACUACCAUUAUUGGUGCAGUUGCAAAAUUAAGGGGAUGCAUCAACCAAAUUGAAAAUAAAAAUCCAAGUGGUGAUUCACAAGAAGAUAUUAAAUUUACAAGUGAUGACAACAUCAAUGCAUCAAGUAGAUUCCAACAAGAUGGUCCUAAUUUUACUUCGUCCAAAUCAUCAUCUCACAAUUUCGAUUCUCCGACGUCAGUAUCCACCGGUAUGAGUUCAUUUGAUCUUAAUAUAAAUAAUGAGGAAAUCAUUACUAAUUCAACUGAAAGACCUAUUGGUGUAAAAAAAGCAAAGGCAAACCAAUUAGGUGAUGAUCAAUUUAACAAACUAAUGGAACAAAGUAAAAAACUCGUUCAAGUAAUUGAAAAGAGUAACACAAAUAGAAAUGAACGUCAUAAUAGAAAGACUGAAGAUAAAAUUUUAUUCACGGAUUUGGAUUCUAUAUCCGAUCCAAAGUUUCGCCAAUACAUUCAAAGUGAAAAAAGAAGAAUUUACAGAGAAAGAGCACGAACAUCCGAAGUUGGAGAACAAGGAGAAUGA